UAUAAAAAUCGGUGCGAUUGCCGUAUUGAAAUCAGAACGGAAAAUUAGUCCAAACGGUCAAGUACAAAUAAUUUGCUUAGCAGCAAUCAAUUAGUCAAAACAAACAAAAACAAAACAAUCAAAAUGAAAUUCGUAUUCGCCGCCGUCUUCACUUUGGCUCUCGCCAUGGGUGUACAAUCAUCCAUUCUACCUCUGUUGCCCGGUAUUACACAAAUUUCUGGCAACGGUCUCUCCUACACUGCCGUCUCUGGACCAUUGUCCGUUCCAAUUGCCAUUCCUCAGAUACAUGGCCCAGCUGCUGUCAUCGCUGCCGCCUCACCACCAAUCGUUCAAGCUGCUCCCGUCGCACACUCACCCGCUGUGGUGGUGGCUCAUGGUGGUGUCGUGCCCGGUGGUGCUUAUGUUGCUCAAACUCGUGGCGCUGUACACACUGCCCCUCUACCCGGACACAUCUCCUCGGUUGCUAACGUAAAUGUUGCUCCAGCUCCAGGCACUUGGUAAACAUUGGUGACACACACAUCACAUCAUUCUGCCUUCUGUCAAUCCAUACGAAAUGCUAACUCUAAAUGGACCUGAUUGAGAUAUAUGUAUAUACAUAGUUGAGCUCAAAGCAACACAUAAUGUCAACGAACGCGUAAACAAAGACAAAAAGACGAAGAAGAAGAACUAUUACAUAGUAAAUGUGCAAUGAGAAAUCAUUUUGCUUGGAUUCCAUAAUAUUCAUACUUCACAAUAAAACAGCAACAGUAAAAGCAACAAUGCAACGAACGUUUAACGAACAUUUGUGUGUCAAUUAUAUAUGUACAUACACACAUACUCGUACAUCAAUUUCUCAUUUCCAUCAUCACCAGCACCGCGACUCACACAUACAUACAUACUUGUAUUUUGUAUUUUAUUCCCCCUCACUCACUUCAUUAUCCCUAUCCUAUGGUGUAUUCCUUCUUCUUUCGAAGCUUACUUUUGUAAAAAAUGAAUACUUCUUCUGCAAAUGCUUGUAAAAAAGUAUGGUUGUAACUAAAUGAAUAAAAGUGAC
Ceratitis capitata (Mediterranean fruit fly) is the source of this 1033-nucleotide messenger RNA. RefSeq names its product adult cuticle protein 1 (gene Acp1). Bases 124 to 501 code for a protein of 125 amino acids. The transcript has 2 exons. NCBI's taxonomy places the organism in Eukaryota, Metazoa, Arthropoda, Insecta, Diptera, Tephritidae. The record is from RefSeq and is a predicted model, not a curated record.